UACGACCCGACCAUGUGUGGCUUCAACUCACAGUACGGCUGCGUUCCUCUCGACGGAUGUGGCAACAGUCUCAUCGUGCCGUUUAUGUACAUCUUCUUCCUCGUGAUGGGGUACGUCGGCAUCAACUUGUUUUCGGGGAUCGUAGUCGACGCGAUCGGGGACGCGUCCAGCGUGUGCCCCAUCAACGUCAACACGCUCGCCGAAUUCUCGGACCGGUGGGCCAAGUUUGAUCCGUCUGGCACGGGGCUCAUCACGGCGGACGAGCUCACCGACUUUUUGUACACCGUGUACCCGCCGUUCGGAUUCAAGGGUGUGCCAGGAUUCACACGUCGCCGCGUUGUGAUUGCGAUCGGAGACUUGGGGAUUCCGAUUUACGACCUCAUGUACGUUCACUUCAAGGAUGUGCCUCGGGCGUUGGUCCAGCGCGUAUUGGCUGAGGGGAGCCGAGAAAAGCAUGCUGAAAUUACCCGCGUCAUGGAGGAGAAAGGCAUCAACAAGCAGUUUGACGAGAUGUGGUUUCGAACCCACGGCAAGAAACACCACAACGCGCUGGAGACCAAGGAGAAGAGCCCGCUGCGCGAGUACUCAAGCGCGUUGAUUAUCCAGCGGUUUCUUGAAAAGUCCAAGCUCGAACGCACACGGCGCCAGUCCAAAUUGACUGGGCUCGACGGUGCCACGAAGCUUGCACAACCAGCUCCGUCGCACCGAUCCGACACCCCACAGGAGCCCACUGUUCAGGACGAACCAGGGUCGCCUGCAGUGCCCUGAGUCUCUACAUAUCAAAUUUUGAGCAAGCGACUACUGUCGAGGACCAACGAUGCAACAUAUCCAUAACAAGAAAAUGUUGGACGAGUGUGCCCAGUCACGAUGCAAAAGAGCACGCUCCACGCGAGAGACUGUUUGCGUGGAGCUAGGCGAGG
Aphanomyces invadans is the source of this 920-nucleotide messenger RNA. RefSeq lists its product as hypothetical. Lineage: Eukaryota; Oomycota; Saprolegniomycetes; Saprolegniales; Verrucalvaceae. The record is from RefSeq and is a predicted model, not a curated record. Bases 13 to 768 code for a protein of 251 amino acids. Gene Ontology annotation, biological process: calcium ion import across plasma membrane. Gene Ontology annotation, molecular function: high voltage-gated calcium channel activity; calcium ion binding. The transcript has 3 exons. Gene Ontology annotation, cellular component: voltage-gated calcium channel complex.